UUGUGAGCUGUACAUUCAAGGCACGAUCAGUCCAACUCCGACUAGGACGGAAAUAUGUAGCCUACCAGUUCACGAACAGGACUGUUAAAAAUUAUUUUGAUGAUUCUGUGCUAAUUUGGAGUUAAAGCUAUAUGAUUCCCUUCGCAAAUUUGGCUAAGAACCCAGAAAGAUGCCACAGAAAACACUGGGAUCCAUUAUAGGGCUGCUCUGCACCGGGACCACCAUGGUUCAGGCGAAGGAGUUCUGUUUCGGUGUCAACAAUGAACAAUACAGAUGCGAGAUGGGUUACUGCUGUGGGGAAACGGAGUGCUGUACUUACUACUACGAACUGUGGUGGUUCUGGCUGGUGUGGACCCUUAUCAUCAUGCUCAGCUGCUGCUGUGCAUACCGCCACCGUCGCGUGAAGAUGCGGCUUCAGCAGGAGCAGCGUCAGCGUGAGAUCAGCCUCAUGGCCUACCAGGGGGCCUCCAGCUCCUUCGUCUCCCCACCUCCCCUAAAUCUGCGCUUCUGGAACGACUGCAAGCUGCCAGAUUAUGAGGAGGUGGUUGGCCAUCCUCCGACACCCCCUCCGCCUUACUCAGAGAUGCCCCCAGAGACCUCCCCGCCUGGCCAGGCCGCUGCUUCGGCCUCCGCCGCCAUUGUGCUGGAGCCCCCUAUGGAGCAAGAGCCCGCGCUGUCCAGAGACGAGCAGCACUCUGCAGCAGGAGCCGCAGCCUCGCCUGCCUGUCUGUCCAGUCACCAGCAACAUGGGAUAGAGGCGGCGGCGGCGGCGACAGCGGAGGACGAGGAAGAUGAGGGGCCCGGAGCCCUACCGGAGGACGAAGAGGAGCUGGGGACGAGGCGGAGACAUGUUACAGGCGACUCAGGGAUCGAGGUGUGCGUUUGCCAGAUGGACGUCGACGAAGACUCCGACGGCGAGAGCGGCAACCGCCGCGAGGAGAGGGCCGAGCUCGAGCAGCUGUGCCAGGGAGGCGCCGGGGGCGAGUGCUGCACCGAGAGAGAGCGGGAGGUCGCCGUGCGUCACAAGGAGCACAGCCCCGAGCCCCAGACCCAACCGGCCAGCACCGGGGACAGACUGGUCUGAGACCGUGGCCGCUCGGCUGCGCCCACUUGCCAUACGCACGUUGAAAGAGGACGGUGCUUUUGGCACUAUAGUCAUCGUCGUCAUUGAUGUUGCCGUCAGACUGAAAGCCUGAUGUUAACAUCAAAAGCUGCCUUCCCUAAUGGUCUUUAUUCCUCAAGUCCCUCCAUUGCAAUUAAGCUACAGGUCAGCUUUCUGUAUGUACAAUGGUUAAGGUUCUGGAUGCUGAUGAUGGAACAUGUUUUUGAAGUUGCUUAAUGCACGGUUUAGGGUUAAAGUUGUUCAUUUCCGUGGAUAGCUUAUUUUGUUCUUUUUUUUUUUUUCUUUUUAGUUUGUUUUGUUUGUAUUUUUUGCCAUGGAUGAAUGAACAGGUUGUUCAUUUCUAACGUGUGUACGGCUGGAACUGAAAGGUCAUGGAAGCUCUGUGAAACAGCUGCUAAGUCACAAAGUGGCUGACGGCGGGAGCUUUUUAAAGCGCUGUUCUCUCUCUCUCUCUCUCUCUCUCUCUCUCUCUCGCCGCCCACCCCCAUGCACCCAUGGCACACGUGUGUAGCCCCCGGCGAGGUGUUCCCAUUCAUCCCCCUCCGGUGUGUAAACCACUCGGCCCUCCCAUAUGACACCCAACAGUCCGGGACCUCCACGUUCAGCAGCGGCCCCCUUAAGCACCGCGCCUUGCCGCAUUAGAAGACUACGUCUCCCAGCAGUCCCCUGGGCGUGGUGGGGCUACAAACCCUUUGCUUGUCAUGAUUUUGUAUAUGAUUUUUUGUUUUGUUUUAUUUUCUUUUUUCUUUUUCUUUCUCUACCUUUGUUGGCAUAGCUGACUAAUGUAGGUCACAGCUGCAAAGAGUUAAGAGUUACCUUGCCGCCCAGGGCCCCCACUUCAGUCUCUCCUUCCUUCUGGGGCUGAAGCCUGUGUCCCGGAGGAUGGGAAAUAGAGAAAGGAUAAGAGAUGAUAAGCUGGGGAAGCAUGGUUGGGUUGUGUGGGUGUGUGUGUUUGUGUGUGUUUGUGUGUGUUUGUGUGUGGGUGUGUGUGGGUGUGUGGGUGUAGUGAAGCGGGGCUGGUUGUUUAAAAAAAAAAGAAAAAAAAAUCAAGCUACUGUGCCUUCUAUAUGGCCUUUCAGUCAACCUUCGAUCAGUAGUCGGGGGGGACAUAGGAGGAAAACUUGAUCCAUUUUCUCCAGUCACGUUUGACUUCGCUGGUGUGCUCCGUGACAUUAUCCCCAGUGCUGGGCCUGCUAGUUAGGGUCUAAAAAAAGCCUGUGUGAGUGUAGUGCUGGUGUGCCAGGGUGUUUGUGCACACUAGCUAGUUAUCAAUGACGUCAUGGUGCCCGCCACAAAUGGGGGAGGGGGGUGGGUGGGGAUGGGUUGGUGGCACAUUCCUCUAAGAUGGCCGAUUACGAUCUUUCGCAGUACCGUGAGACUCGCAAGAGCCCUCUAACUUCCUCUGAUGUAAAGCUGAGGGGGAGUGGCACAAAAUGAAUUAGUUGAAGUGUAUCUUUGGAUUUAUCCUCCGUAUAAGUUUCAAAUGGUUUUUGCUUUAGUUCAUAUUGACCUGCUUAACAAAGCUCUCUUUGGAGUUGCUCAGUGUCCCUUUGUGCUUUUGGGGACUUUUUUUUGGCAGAAAUGUAAGACUAAUGUCUUGUUACUGAGUGUGUGGAUAGCUCUGAAUGUGUGUGUGUUUUAUGAAGUGGAGUGCCCUUUGGAUGUGCACCUAACACGCAUGGCUUCGAACCACUACAGCUUUUUUUUUUUUUUUUUUUUUCCUAUAUGUCUAUGGGUGAAGGUAAAAUGCUUUGAUAUCUUACAGGUGUGUUUGUUUUAAGCCGACACACACGCUUGGAAGUCCCAUAGGGCUGGCUUGCUGAAACUAGGCGCUAGGCCUUUAAAACUGACAGACCAACCAACCUGCUUGCGGCCACAGUUGGUUUUGGUAGAAGCGCAACCACCGGAAAGUUAAUUUGUGUUUGUGUUUGUGUGGUUAAGCUGCAUCAGCUUCCCUGUCUUUCUUCAGUCUGCAGCUGUAGCUGCCUCUCUCUGACACGCAGGAGGGCUGAGGUGGCUGGUUGUCUAAAGGGGUUUAUCAUUGAUUGUACACAGAGUUACUCUAUCCUAGCGUUGCCGUUGCCAGUGAGAGGUUUUGUCUAGGGGUGUGCAUGCAUAGGGAUAAUUUAAAAUGACUUGCUCAUAACUUCCCAUGAUUCUGUUCAUUACAGAAUUAACAGAAUGAGGACAUUCAUAUUUGCUAAUGUCUCAAACGGUUGUCUGCUUGUUGUCUAUUUGUGCACACCCCUGGCUUUUGUCACCCCUAUCACCUACACCACUUCAAAGGCUCCUCAAGCCCUCCAGGACUGUCUGUUACUUGUGCGAUGCAAUGCGUAAAAGCGUUGUCAUAGCAAUGGUCCUCCUGUGGUAAAGCAUUUCACCUCUGAGGUCAUGCUCCAUAACAAGCACAAGACUGAUCAGUGCGUCACUGUGUGAGCCGAUGUGCUGUGCUAAACAUACGCGCCACACACAGUACCAGAUGAUAAACUGUCCACCAUCUAAAGAAAAAACUAUGAUGUAGAAGAUGAUCAUCAUAUUUUGACCUUUUUUGUCUGUAUUCAAAAACAGUGAACAGACUUGUAACACACAAGCAAAGAGUCAAGCAGAACCAGCUGCAGGCCACCAUCGAUUACAGAUGUUGUUUGUCACGCCAGAAGCUGCCUUUGCUUGGUACGUCUCCAUAGAGAUGUGCCGACCGCUCCUCUGGGCAAAUGGGUGCAUUGUGACGUGCACUGGUACAAUCAGGAACAAAAUGGCCGUUUGUCGGAGGGCGGCCAUAAGCCAGGGCCUUACGAGAGUGUGAACGUUGCGGUUUAGGCGUCUCUAUCUCGCUCGCUCGUUCUGACAUUUUCCGAAGCACACACUGUGCAUGACCUCCUUUGACAGCAGUUUCAGGAAGCUGUGUGGAGGAUGCGGUGUGGUUUAGGAGCGAAAGAGAAAGAGCACAACGAUUUGCUUGUGCUCUUUAUAGUUUGUAGAUAGCAGUCUUCUCUGAAGUCCCUUUACUCUCCUUGUAUUGUAUGCUCUUAUCGACCCCCUGUUCUCCCAAUGUCCUAAGUAACGCUGUCACGACUCUUCAGUAAAUGAUUUUGAGAGUUUGAGGCACAUGGUGGAACGCAUGUUGUUGUUUUUCGCAGAUAAGGGGAUUGCUAUGUACUUGUCCCUCUCCCUCCCCUUCCCUUCCUCCAGAGUUACUUAUUGGGGAUAUCUGUGAAUAGAUGUAGAAGUGCAUGUUUUUUGUGAGGAAUAGAAAUGAAUGUUUGUUUGUUUUUCCUUGAUCCUCCCUGAAAGUUACUGAAACCUGAUGUAAGCGGCUCAGAUGUUAGGAACAGGGGCUCAAAUGGGCCACUCUCAAUGCUCACUCAUCUUUCUGUGUGAGCAUAUUUUCUGCCAAAAACAAAACUCAAAAAUUGUAGGCCUGACAUGUUUACUUUUCUUUUUUCUCUCUCU
Molecule: messenger RNA, 4573 nt
Organism: Sardina pilchardus (European sardine)
Lineage: Eukaryota; Metazoa; Chordata; Actinopteri; Clupeiformes; Clupeidae
Gene: wbp1
Product: WW domain binding protein 1
Exons: 4
Coding region: 170-1084 (304 amino acids)
Source: RefSeq, a predicted model, not a curated record